GAUGACCACUAUCUCAUCGGAGUGGGCAAGGCCGACAUCACGGGGCCCGUGGUCGAGAUCAACAUGAUGGGCUAUGCAAACACUGACCAGGUCGGCAGCGGCGUGCGUCAGCGUCUCUACUCACGCGCCUUCAUCGUGGGUGACCUUGACCACCCAGAGGACAGGUUCAUCUACCUCGUCUUGGACACGCAGGCCGGAGACACCGCUGUGCGAUACGGCAUUCUCAGGGGCCUUGCGGAACUCGGACCAGAAUAUGCCAUGUAUGGGCACGACAACCUGGCCGUCACGGCAACUCACUCUCACUCCGGACCUGGCGCCUGGCUCAACUAUCUACUGCCUCAAAUUACCAGCAAGGGCUUUGACAAGCAGAGCUACCAGGCCAUCGUCGACGGCUGCCUCCUGUCUAUCCGUCGCGCGCAUGAGAGCCUGGAGCCCGGCUCACUAACCGCCGGCAACACCAAAGUCUAUGGUGCCAACAUCAACCGGAGUCUCUAUGCAUACCUCGCUAACCCGGCGGAGGAGAGGGCCAAGUACAACAUCAGCGCGGAAGACGACGGCUCGGUGGAGAAGGACUUGAGUCUGCUUAAGUUCACGAGAGCGUCCGACGGCAAGAACAUUGGCGUGCUCACAUGGUUCCCUACUCACGGCACGUCCAUGCUGGCCAACAACACCCUCAUCACGGGAGACAACAAGGGCGUGGCCGCCGACCUAUUCGAGAAGACAGUCCGCGGAAGGGAUGGGGAGACGGACGAUUUCGUUGCCGGCUUUUCUCAGGCCAGCAUGGGCGACGCGAGCCCGAACACGCUUGGCGGCUGGUGCGACGAUGGCUCGGGCGAAAGAUGCGACCUGAAGACGAGCUCCUGCAGCAGCAGCGGCAUGACAAAGUACUGCCACGCAAGAGGGCCCUUUUUCAGGGAACAGGAUUCAGGGGCCUCGUCGUGUUAUGAGAUUGGCAAGCGGCAGUACGAGGCGGCCAUUGCCUUGUACGCCUCGAUGGAGCAGCAGCCGCCCAACAUAAAGGGGUCGGGUGUCAAGGCAUUCCACCGCUUCCACGACAUGUCUGAUUUUCAGUUCCAGCUGCCCAACGGCUCAGCCGUACGUACGUGCUCAGCGGCACUGGGCUAUUCUUUCGCUGCCGGGACCUGGGACGAGCCAGGUCACUUUGAUAUCACGCAGUGGGGAUCCGACGAGUCCAACUCGUCGCCGGCUUGGAAGGCUUUGCGAUGGCUUGUCGGAGCUCCCAGCAAGGAGCAGAUACAGUGUCAGGCUCCGAAGCCUAUUCUUCUCAACGUGGGAAAGACGCACAAGCCCUACCACUGGACGCCAGAUAUUGUGGACAUACAAACGUUCAGAGUCGGCCAAUUCAUCAUCAUUGUCAGUCCCGGAGAGGCGACGACGAUGGCUGGCCGGCGCUGGAAGGAUGCUGUUGUAGAGGGCAGUAGGACUCAGUUGGCCGAGGAACUAGACGGAAGGGAGCCGAUUGUGGUUCUUGGAGGGCCAAGCAACACUUAUACCCAUUACAUCACGACGGAGGAGGAGUAUGGCAUCCAGCGAUAUGAGGGAGCUUCGACUCUGUAUGGUCCGCAUACCCUUGCGGCUUACAUAGAUCGGACCAACGCGCUGCUUCAUCUUCUUAAGGACGAUGCUCCUCGCAGCGAGCCUGGCUCCCGUGAAAGCGGCCCCUUGCCGCCCGACAACAGUGACCGAUCGUUUGGCUUCAACACGGGCGUCUUGUUCGACAGUCCAUCACACUCUCACCAGUUUGGCGACGUGAUUGCGGACAUUCCCAAAAGCCGAUUCUCCCCCGGCGAACGGGUGACUGCAACUUUUGUCGGAGCCAAUCCACGAAACAACCUACGACUGGAGCAGACGUAUGCCGCCGUCGAACACCGCCGUCCCGGCGAGACGGAGUGGAUAGUCGCGCGCGACGACUCGGACUGGGGCCUCAUUUACUCGUGGAAGCGAAGCAGCCUCCUCAUGGGCACCAGCUCGGCGAGCGUCAUAUGGGAGAUUGAGCCGUGGACGGAGCCGGGCGAGUACAGGCUUUGUUAUUUCGGCGAUGCAAAGUCGAUUGACGGCGCGAUUACGGCGUUUGAGGGUAGAAGCGCGGCGUUUAUGGUCGUUUGA
Trichoderma reesei QM6a is the source of this 2127-nucleotide messenger RNA. RefSeq lists its product as uncharacterized. The annotation marks the transcript as partial. The transcript has 2 exons. Gene Ontology annotation, molecular function: N-acylsphingosine amidohydrolase activity. The record is from RefSeq and is a predicted model, not a curated record. Lineage: Eukaryota; Fungi; Ascomycota; Sordariomycetes; Hypocreales; Hypocreaceae. Gene Ontology annotation, cellular component: extracellular region. Gene Ontology annotation, biological process: long-chain fatty acid biosynthetic process; sphingosine biosynthetic process; ceramide catabolic process.